Messenger RNA from Daldinia loculata, 1405 nucleotides. RefSeq lists its product as uncharacterized. The record is from RefSeq and is a predicted model, not a curated record. Bases 538 to 1014 code for a protein of 158 amino acids. The transcript has 4 exons. Lineage: Eukaryota; Fungi; Ascomycota; Sordariomycetes; Xylariales; Hypoxylaceae.
CCGCAGCCCGUACCCGGCACCGCGGGAAGGAACUACUACAAUAUCUGGCUUAGGUUUAGAUAGUGUACCUAAUGUACCUAAAUAUUACCUAAACGCCGGGGCCAACUGCCAACUCGCUACACUACUCGCUACCUUGUUACUCGCUAUUUGCUACUCAUUAUGUAUGUAUAUACAUACAUACCUAGCCGUCAAUCAAUUAAUCCUCGACAUCCCUUCCCCCCCCCCCAUAAAAUCACCCUCAUUGGGUCAAACUCCUCGACCACUUAUCACAAACCAAACUGUCUUAUACGUAAUAUAUUAACUAGUUAGGUACAUACAAACAAACAGCCUACCACUACCACUACCACUGACCGACGACACAUUUCCGGCAUACCGAGACAAGAAAAGAACAGAACGCACAUUAGCUUCGCCAGGGCGCCCCGGUUUCCCAAAAAAAAAUAAAAAAAAUCCCACCAAUACACACACACAUACCUACCUAUCUUCCAAGUCCAGAGCAGUGGGGGGAGCAAAGCUGUCCAGUCUAAUCUAAAUCUAAUAAUGAGCAAUCAUCACCAGGUUCCUACCGGCGGCUACACCCCUGGCGGAGCCGUGGCAGUUGGAGUUGGAGUUGGAGCUGGAGUCCCGGACGACGAGUUCACGGCCGAGAUGAGGGACCGACAGGCUCGGGGGAAGGAUCCAUACGAGUCGUCCGAUGCUAGCAGCGAUUGGGGUCUCGAGGGGAAUAGGAAGUAUCGGGCUGGAGGCGGCAAAGACGAGUCCUACGCCGUACUCGAGCGUCGCCGCGUAGCCGCCCAAGUUCUAGAUAGCCCGGAACUACUAAUGAUGGCAGCGCAGCGGGACAACGAGAGCAUACCGGCUACCCGGCUCCGCUACACCCGCAUGCUAUGCGGUUUCGAGGAGCCGCCGCAGCCGCAGUCCGCGCGUAAGAAGUCGCACCGCAGCGGUGGUAGCGAUUCCUCACGCGCGCCGGGAGGGUCGACGCCUAGUCGUUCGAGCAGGAAGGAGGCUCGGUGAAGUAUGGGUAGUUGGGAAGUUGGGUUGGUGGCGGCGGUAGAGAAGAACGAGAGGAGCGGUGUCUAAUUCGGUUGUUUGGAUAGUUGGGCGUUGCCUGUGUCUGUUGGAUCAUGAGAUCUAUUAGCUCGACGUGAAGAAAUCUGUUGACCCUACAUUAUAUAGUUAGAGGGUGAAGUCUAGCGGGAGUAAUAAAAGGGGAAAGAAAGGGGGGCGUUAUGAUGUAGGCACAACGGCGUCGAGAGAAUAUGGUUUGUCCUCUCCUCGAGCAACUAUAUCUAUAAUAUAUCACCGGUGAGGGAUAGACAACAUUUAUCCCAAGCCAUUGGGCAGCAAGAAUCUUAGCGUAGACGCACGGGGUACCUAGGGAACGGGCCAUCUGUGAAGUUUUACU